AUGACCGCCCAUCUCACGAGUGGCGCCACGAAAGGGGUCAGCAACGGCACCUACUCUGGUGUAUCAUUGCAAGAACUUCCUAAAUCACACACCUUCACAGCAAACUUACCCCCAGAUCCUGAAUUCAAAACGCCCUCCGAAUCUCACAGGGCACCGCGGGGAGACCUAGGCCCUCGAAUGGUCAAAGGCGCACUCUUCACUUAUGUCAGGCCGGAAGAAACAGAAACCCCUGAGCUUUUGGGGAUCAGCCGAAGUGCAUUGCACGAUAUUGGGUUGAAAGAUGGUGUAGAGAACACGGAAGAGUUCAAGAACGUGGUGGCGGGAAACAAGCUCUACUGGGACAAUCAGACAGAGGACGGAAUAUACCCCUGGGCGCAAUGCUAUGGAGGUUGGCAAUUCGGCUCUUGGGCAGGCCAACUUGGCGACGGUCGAGCAAUAUCACUGUUCGAAUCCACCAAUCCAUCGACGAAGACUCGCUACGAGAUACAGCUUAAGGGCGCCGGCAGGACCCCUUACUCGAGAUUUGCAGAUGGAAAAGCCGUUUUACGCUCAAGCAUUCGCGAGUUCGUCGUUUCAGAAGCGCUCAAUGGCCUGCACAUCCCUACUACCCGGGCCCUUGCCCUCACACUUGCCCCAAAAUCUACCGUUCGUCGCGAACGACUUGAACCUGGAGCAGUAGUGGCCCGUUUUGCCGAAUCCUGGCUACGAAUCGGUACCUUCGACAUAAUUCGCGCUCGAGGCGACAGAAAACUUGUCCGCACUCUCGCGAACUACAUCGCUGAGCACGUCUACACGGGCUGGGAGUCUCUCCCGUCGGCUCUGGAAGAUCCAUCGAAGCCCGGCCCAUCCGCUAUCAAUCCUCCCCGCUCCGUCCCAUCUCAUAAGAUAGAAGGUGCGCAAGGAAUAGAAGAGAAUCGUUAUACACGCCUCUAUCGCGAAAUUGCCCGUCGUAACGCCAAAACCGUCGCCGCCUGGCAAGCUUACGCUUUCACAAAUGGCGUCCUGAAUACCGACAAUACAUCUCUCCUUGGGCUUUCCCUCGACUUUGGGCCCUUUGCUUUCCUUGACAACUUCGAUCCCAGCUACACCCCAAAUCACGAUGAUCACGCUUUACGGUACAGCUACAAGAACCAGCCAAGUGUUAUAUGGUGGAACCUCGUGCGCCUGGGCGAAUCAUUGGGUGAACUCAUCGGCUCUGGCGCCAAAAUCGAUGAUCAAACCUUUGUGGACAAGGGCGUCUCAGAGGAUUUUGCGCCGGAGCUAAUCAAGCGUGCUGAGACUAUCAUCGGAAACGUGGGCGACGAAUAUAAAACUAUUUUCUUAGCUGAAUAUACACGCUUGAUGCGCGCAAGGCUCGGCUUGUUCUCAGAAAAAGAGAGCGAUUUUCAAGAGCUAUUCUCCGAGUUGCUGGAUACGCUUGAGUCAUUGGAGUUGGACUUCAACCACUUCUUCCGAAGGCUAAGUGCCGUCAAAGUCUCCGACUUGGAGUCUGAUGAGCAGCGAAAGCAGAAAGCAAGCGUCUUUUUCCACGCGGAAGGUAUGACCGCCACGAGCGGUGUCACAGAAGCCGCAGCACGGGAGAGGGUUGCUGCGUGGCUAGACAAAUGGGCGAAGAGAGUUAGCGAAGACUGGGGUGAGAGGGAUGAAGAGAGGGAGAAGGAGAUGAAGAAGGCGAAUCCGAAGUUUGUACCCAGAUCCUGGGUAUUGGACGAGAUUAUUCAGAAGGUGGAACAUGACGGGAAGAGGGAUGUAAUUAAGAGGGUCAUGGCGAUGGCAGAGCAUCCAUUUGAGGAGGAAUGGGGAGGCGAUAGGGAGGAAGAGGAGAGGUGGUGUGGCGAUGUUCCGAGGCAUGGGCGGAUGAUGCAGUGUAGUUGUUCGUCGUGA
Molecule: messenger RNA, 1884 nt
Organism: Letharia columbiana
Lineage: Eukaryota; Fungi; Ascomycota; Lecanoromycetes; Lecanorales; Parmeliaceae
Exons: 2
Coding region: 1-1884 (627 amino acids)
Source: RefSeq, a predicted model, not a curated record